AUGGACACAAUUAAGAAAGGAGUGGGAACGAACGAAAAAGUAAGUUUACGAGUUUCUCGAAGUGAUUUUUGUUUUCAUGGAAUUGUGAUACUUAAGGCCCAAGAGAGGAAAAAGGGCGACUAUCAUUCAGUACAGAGAUUCCAAGGGCAUUUCCCUUCCUUAAAAUUCAUACAUGUAACCACCCUUCAGGGGGAAGUUCCACCCACAGCAGGAGAGGUGAUGAACUUCUAUGUCAUCUUGUUGCUCCUUUUCAUACAAGGACUGGCACUAGGCUGUUGUGAAGAAUAUAAGGCUGACAACAUCAGUGGUGAGGGAUCCUGGGACCAGGGUGAUUGGAGUGGAAGUGGCGAUACCAGUACUGGUGAGAAUGAUAACUUCACCGGGUUUGACUCUGGUUCAAGUUCAACUGACAAAGGCGAAGAUGACGGACAGCCUAAAUUUUAUCCGAGAAUCUCGCAAACUCACUCUAACAGGAAUUUUGUUACCUCCGGUGUUGGUGAAGACAAAGGAGGAUCCCGACAAGACGGAUGGUCACACGACAACUCCGAAAAGAGUGGAUACCAAGAGAACACCAACGAGGAUGCUGGUUCUUCAAUGGAUCUUUCUAAAGUUGGCGAAGCAAUUGAUGUGAUGAAAAGGCUAAAAAAGGCCAAGUCAGAUCAGGAGUUUACCAAAAAGCUAAGAUCAGGCCCUGAAAGCUUAGGCGUUGCUUUCAAAACAUUUGAACAACUUAGUGGCCUUUGGAUAUCAGUUAUGCAUAGAAUAUGGAGAGUUUGGAAAGCAAAAGGAGCCAAAGUAGUGAUGCAUUCCAUCGUGAAUGAUAUAAUGCACAACACAGGAAGAGCAAUCACACAGAAACUUGGAAAAAUGCUGAACAACACAAUUGAUGUGCGCAUGAACAGCAGUGGGUCAGCAGUUUUGGAUAAAGAUGACGGUUCAACAGAACCCGAACAGAAGCACAGAACAGACACAGUUCACCAUCAAGCGGAUCUACCGGUUCAAAAAGUUAGUAUUGAUUUUAUCAAAAACGUUUCGAAUACAGGGAGGAAGUCGUCUCAAACGAAACCCUUCAAGGAGCCAUCAGAAGAGAAAGUAAAGGUGUCGUUUUUAAAGAGGAACAUGAAUGAAUCUAAACCAAAGCUAAAACCUGAGACUGACAAUUCAGUAGAGAAUACCACGUUUGUGAUCCAGAAAACGUUAGAGGAUAAAGAAAAUAGCAACGUCACUUCCAUUCGGGAAAAGUCACAAACUCGUUCUACUUCGGUGCCGAAAAUAACACUUCCUGUCUCAUUAUCAAAAGGUAAAGAACAAAGAUCGAGUACUAAUAAAACCUUGGUGACAAUUAACAAGGAUACAGAGAGAAGUAAAUCUGACGCUCGUAAGGUAGAGACACAGAAAGGAAAGCAACAUCUUAAGAAGAUUGAAGUGCGAGAAGGAGAAAAUAACUCUUCCGAGAAGUCAAGUGGUCCCUCAUUAGGAAGAGGGAAUAAAAGUCGCUCUGUAGUAAAGUUACGCGGCACUGACAACAGCACACAGAGCGGAAGGAAGCAAUUGCGUUUGGAAGGCGAAAAACCAGCAGUUGAGCAUGCGCAAUCAAGUGCAAUCACUAAGGCGACAAACGAUAACGUGAGAGAUCAAAACGACUCAAAUAGUUUCUUUCCCCAGAGGAAAGUCAGUCAAAAUGAGGUAAACGCAUCACUAAGCGAGAAAGAAAGAGUAAAAAAGACUGGAAAAGCUAAAAUGUUGGAAACAAUGAGAAUAAGUUUUUUUAAUCGAAAUAAGACCUCACUUUCAGAUCCUAAAACCACUCUCUCUAAUGUCAUUGGUCCGGAAACAAGAGGCAAUACUGCUUUACCAGCAAAACUCAACACAUCUAACACUCCUCUACACCAGAAGUCUAAUUCUAAAACUGAUUCACUAGAAGAGUCAACUUUACGCAAGUCAACUUCAGCUCUUAAAGAAGAGCACAAAGAGACAUACCCGACCGGAAAAAAAAUUCUUACUGGCGAGAGAAAUCAAACAAAUGAAGAACCUGAUCUUCAAAGGGAUAAAAACAGCUCAAGAAAAGGGCCUACUGGGAACAACAGAACAACUAUCUCCGAUGCAUUGCGAAAAAGAACAAAAACACCUCAGUCAGCGAAAUCCGAGAAUAUAGUUAUAAAGAUGAAUAGAAAAGAAGGGGCAUCAGGAGUGUACAAAGCAAAUGAUACUGUUAAUCAAAAUGUUAAUGUAAAGGCUACGGAAACUCACAAGGUAAAUAAAGGCACUGAUAUUUAUUCUAUGCAACAGAACGUCGUUGCAAACCUGAAAACACGUCAAAUAAAUGAAACCAAUCCCGUUGAGUUGACGAGUAAAGGCACAGAUGAUAAUUCUGUACGCCAGCAAGUAAAAAGCUCUACCAUCAACGUCGAGAGAAAAGAAGAAAGAUCUGGAUCACUGACCUCUACAAACUUCCUCACAGAUCAAAAAAGGUUAGACUCGUCUAAAAAAAAGUUUGAAGAAUCCAAAGUUACAAGUGAAGCAGCGCUAACUGCUUCAACGAAAAAACAAACAUUUGACAAAGAAAAGAUCUUUAUCAAUAGGGCAAACGUCACAAACUCUGAAAGAGAUCAUUUAAGUAAUUCACAAAAUGAUGGAAUUGCAAAAUACAAAAAAGCUACCCCUGGAGAUGUGCAAAGAACUCUUGAUAACAAUUCAAGGAUUAUUGUUAAAAUUAAGAACAAGAAACAAAUGAAACAAAAUUCUCAAGGAAAGUUGGUGGAUAGCAUCAGCAGUGCUCUAAAGAAGGAAACGCAGAGAGGUGCAGCCACUUCAGUAUCAGCAGAUGAGUCACAACAGAAGAUCAUUGUGACGUUGCAAAAGCUGGGAAAUUCGAAAGGAACCAUCCGAAAUGUUAAGGAGGAAAAGACCAAACAGGAUUCAGUGGGCAAUCACAGUGAGACGCAAAAAGAUCAGACAAAUGAAAAAAGCAAAUCAUUAGAAAACACAGAGAAUAUUGAGAUCAAACCUGACCUAAAGAGCGGGGAGCCAAGUGUUAAAGAAACGUCCUCACAUGCCCCUGACUUUAAGCUUGAGAGCAAGGAUAAAACAGGCUCUGAGAGCUAUGUAAAUGAUACUCAGCAUUCACACGGAAAUUCUAUAACAAAUAAAGAGGAGAAACAUCGCAGAUCUUUCUCUAAGAAGAUUCUGGUAAGUCACGAAGAAAAAUCUGACAAACCCGAAAAUGAAAAUAGAGAAAAUGCAGCAAAUGGCCCAGUAAAAACACAUGUAACACAAAGUCCAGGAAAAGGUUUGACGCAUGAAUCAGGAAAUGGCUCCAAAGAUUAUUCGGGAAGUAGUGUGAUACGUGAUUCAGGUAAUGAUGCAAAACAUGGCCCAAGAAGUGGUGCUAAUCAAGAUCUAGAAACUACAACAUCAGAUCUACUGAUCAAGGCAGUUAAACACCAUUCAAAGCAUGUUUCGAAUCGUGUGAUAGUCCAACAUAAAGUAUCUCAUUCGCCUCAACAAGUGUCUGACGCCAAAUCCAAGCAACUUGGUAAACCGGAGCUGAUGUCAAAGCAACCAAGCAGGGCUGACUUGGAGAGUGUUCCACCACAAAAAGAUACCAAACAUGAGCUUUUUAACAUGAUGAAGAUGUCACAAGAAUCGCACCAAGAUUCUCAGGCCUCACGGAAAACCAAAGAGGAGCGACCACCUAGCACUACGGAGCAGUCUUCUAGUACUACGGAGCAGUCUCCUAGCAGUACGGAGUCGAAAGAUCACCAAUUACCAGUCAACGGAAUUGACGAAAGCGCUCCGCCCGGGAAAAAACAGAGUAACUCAUCUGUGGGUGACCAAAGUCCAACGAAAGAGAAUGAAAAAUCACUGAAACCUAAUCAAGGAAUUGAUGACAAAGUUUCGUCCAGUAAAUUAAAGAGUAGUUCUCCCGGAAUGAAACAAACUCCAGCAAAGGAGGAAAAAAAAUCAUCGAAAACUCAGCAAGUUGAAGUCUUGACAUCUCGAACCCCUCCUACUUCCCUUCUGACGACUUCAAACGACGACAAUACAUACAGCAUUAAACAGAUUGUACAAGGGCCAAGGGGUUCGAGUUAUGUUUACGGAAUCCACAAUGAUGACAAAGUUCACAAUUUGGAGAAAAAGGUUUCAAAGCUGGAGAGCGAGGUUAUAGUUUUGGAGACAGCGAUGGCAGACUUGGCGAAGCGCCUCCUGGUCGUAGAACAAAAUUCAGAAGUCCCUAGGCCGACUAUGCCAACCACUAUACACUCUUCCAUAAAAUCCGAGCCUGACGAAAAGCAACCAGUUCACAGCCAGCAAACCAAUGUCUAUGUUUCCAAAGACGAGGCUCCAAAAUUAUUAAAUCCCGAAAAGAUUGUUAUACCAAUUUCCUCUCUCUUCUCUGAAAGAGCAGACCACGAAAACAAACCUUCUCAUUCCAUUCAUGAAAUAGACGGCGAACAAGAGACCAGAGUUGAAAAUCGUCUCGAUAAUGAAGACCAAGGGAAGUCCCAAGAUACUGUCCGGCUGAGUUUGCGUGGAGGAGCUCAAUCAUCGCCCUCCUCCGAGGCUCACGCGGUGGUGCGCCCCAUAGUGAACAUUAUAGUACCAAACAACAAGGCGGACUUGUUCCCGGAUGGAGUUUCAGCAGCGUGCAUUCCAAGAUGUCAAAAUGGUGGAAGGUGCUUAGAAGGGAACACUUGUAGAUGCCCGACCUUUUUCAAAGGAGACCACUGUGAACGCUUUUCUCUCAAGGAUCUACUGGAGAGCUCUAAUCUCCAGGAAAGACCUCACAGAAAGCUCCAACGAAUUGUUGUGUCAGAACCACCAGAACACCAGAUACUUGAUGGGGCUCUAAACUUAGAUCCAGGCCCUCCAACAGCUGUAGAAUACAAAGGCGUUAGCCGGUAUAGAGAUAUAAAUCAAGAUAUUUUGCCUGCCAAAGAAUUUGUUGCCAAGCAACAGCCUACAGAGUCAACUUUACCCAUCAAUAGCGCAGAAAUAGAUGGCGGUACAAGAAGACAACUUAUCCUCGAAAUUUAAAAAAGAAAUUCUUUUAGGAUUUGAAAUUGAUGAUUGCAUCAAUCUGUUUUUGCCGAAAUAUCCUUAGUCAUCAGAAUUGUUCGUGAGGGAACUUAAGCAAAGCUCGUCUCUCAUUAAAACUCAAAGCUGCCUCACAUCUCAUGCUUGUAAGAAGCGCUGGUACCAUUAGAGACGGAGAGGCAAUGCAAGCUCAUUUUGUAAUAGGCAUUUUCGACGGCGUCGCCCCGAUGAUUCCUUAAGUUCCUAAGCAAAUAACCUUCUUUUAGAUACCACCAAAUAUAUGGUGGGAGAAAAAGAGGGUUAUCCCAACUAAGGUCGCCUAAAAAUUCACAGAAAGCUGUUUCGUAAUUAGACCCAUUUAAAAAUUGUUUAGCUUGUGUUCCGACAAAGUCUUUAAUUAAGUUAUAUUGUCUUCCAUUUCAUGUUUUCUUACACUGGGAGAUCGGUUGAAAUAAGAGUAUAUGUAAAUGUAAAUGUAAAUAGCAGUAGUUUGACAAGGUGAGUCGAUUGUAGAAGGGAAAAUGAACGAGGCACUGAAACAGUGCGGCGAAACUCAACAGGUUUUCUUUCCACGACGAAGUCGGAUUUUCUUUUUCAUUUUUCAAUUAUAAAUAUUUGAACCGGAUAAAGGAAAACACAAACAUAAAAAUAUUAAACGAGAUCGAAAAAUGGCUUUACAAAUGCGAAACUAAAUCAAUACAUUCAACCAUUUUUUUGAAGAUGUGAGCCCCUAAUAAAAACGCGUUUUUUUUUUUCAAAUUUGAAUUAUAUACUGGCAUUGCAUGAUCAGCUAAGAAGGGGCCUGAAUUCAUGAGACAUAAAAAGAAUGUGGCCACUCACUGAAUCUCCAGGUUUGAUGUAGGUUUGUAAAUGUUUAGAUGCCGUUGUGAUUGCUUACCGAAGCUACGUCAAAAUACGUUUAGCUUUUUUACAAGGUGUUUUACGAGGCUGGGAACGAAGUUUUGGAAAAAAAAAAAAGAAACCAGAAAACUAUUGGUUUGGUAAGAGAAAAAAACACCAAAUGUGAAGAAAACCAAUCAGGAAAGAUGGUGAUCAAGAAUGAUGAAGAUUUGCAAUGACUGCAAAUGCCGGACAAGUUUUGAACCUUGAGGCUAAACUUUUGAGCUGCACAAGCUGUGACGUAACUUCUUGAAGCCCCUUGUACAAUCCUAAAGAAAAACAAUGGAAAAUAGAUAACAAACGAUGUAAAUAUGGCAUUUUGGUACAAGUAGCGUGAUAGUGGCCUUGUCGGGAAUAUUGGUUUUUGUAAUCUCACUUUGAAAAGUU
Molecule: messenger RNA, 6324 nt
Organism: Stylophora pistillata
Lineage: Eukaryota; Metazoa; Cnidaria; Anthozoa; Scleractinia; Pocilloporidae
Source: RefSeq, a predicted model, not a curated record